Messenger RNA from Penicillium manginii, 1578 nucleotides. RefSeq names its product MFS transporter. Gene Ontology annotation, cellular component: membrane. The transcript has 5 exons. The annotation marks the transcript as partial. NCBI's taxonomy places the organism in Eukaryota, Fungi, Ascomycota, Eurotiomycetes, Eurotiales, Aspergillaceae. The record is from RefSeq and is a predicted model, not a curated record. Gene Ontology annotation, biological process: transmembrane transport. Gene Ontology annotation, molecular function: transmembrane transporter activity.
AGAAGGGCAGUGACCCAAGGCAUCGGCCUUCCAAACCAGCCGAACCCCCCCACUCUGACUGUCCCCGAAUUAUCCCUAUCGAAGACACCGUCAAAUGAGCUGGUCUCUCCAAGCGAUACUGAGAAAAGCAUAGUCUUGAAAAAACUCCCUCAAGAGUUCGGUUGCCUAAGGAGUUGGCGCGGAUCAUUGAUUCUGCUUGUCACUUCAGGCUCGCAGUUCCUUGACAAUGUUUUCAUGACUAGCUCAAACAUGGCACUGGCGUCAAUCCAGGAGGAGUUCAAAGUUUCCAAUACCGAUUUACAAUGGAUGAUAUCUGCGUACACCCUAUCGUUUGGAGGCCUUCUAUUACUGGCUGGAUCCUUAUCUGAUCGAUUUGGACGGAAAAAAAUCCUCUGUCUGGGCCUCUUUUGGUUGAGCCUGUGGACUCUUGCGGUCGGACUCGGCCAAUCUUUCAUACAAAUCACAAUUUUCCGUGGAAUCCAGGGAGUCGGAGCGGCAAUGACAGUUCCAUCUGCGAUUGGAAUUAUUAGCUCCUAUUUCACAGGCGUGGAUCGGACUCGCGGGCUUUCAAUUUACGCCGCCUCUGGGACAUUGGGAUUCUGCGCCGGUCUUAUCCUUGGUGGGUUUCUGACCUCUUCAUUGGGGUGGAGGUACAUAUUUUAUCUCAUUGUCAUAAUAACCGGUGCACUUGGUACUCUGGGAAUGAUUGUUCUGCCCAAAGAUCCCGGUGCCGAUGAGAAAAAGCCCAAAAUGGAUUAUCUCGGGGCAUUUCUUUCCACGACUGGUCUUAUUUUACUGCAGUUUGUGCUUUCCAGUGGGGGUGUUUAUGGAUGGGGGUCACCAUUUAUCAUUGUCCUCUUGGUAUUAUCGGUCGCCAUCUUGGUUUCUUUCACCCUGCUGGAAAAGUAUGUCAGCAAUCCGCUCAUGCCCCUCUCGCUGUGGAAGAUCAGAAAUUUUGCCGGUCUGUGGAUUGCAGGUUUCACCUGCUAUGGCAGCUAUCAGAAUGUUAUCUACUACAUUGUGCUUAUGGCACAGAAAGUGGACGGUCUUUCUGCAGGUGAUACCGCCAUUCGAUUUCUCCCGAUGGGUGCCAUUGGUUUCAUUGCUUCCAUGGGAACGGGGAAGAUACUCGAAUAUACAAAUGGCAAAUACUGUCUCAUCGCGGGUCUGAUACUUACAGUAUUGGCUCCCGUACCGAGUGCAUUGACCGCGACCUCGUCGACCGAUUUUUGGGUCAAUACUCUUGCGACAUCUCUAAUCAGCAUCACCGCGGUGUCGCUCAUUUUCGUUACCACUAGCACGACGAUUCUGACUAGUGUCCCGGUCGAUGUUAAAAGUUUGUGCGGGGGAAUGCUUAAUACGGCGUUCCAAAUAGGCUCUGGAGUUGCCCUGGCUAUUUCUGCAGCGACAACUCAAACCGUGGAUAUCGAAAAGGGACAUGACAUCGCCCAACAGUAUGCUACAGGUCUCUGGUGCUCUACUGGUAUAGCUGGCCUGGGACUAGCUAUUGGUAUUUUGGCGGUGCGAAGGAAAGGGAUCGGCCCCAAUGAUAGAAUGGGAGAGUCUGUUGUACUUUGA